GGAGCGUGUUCAGCUGGGACUCGAGCUGCUUGGCCGUGAUAACUCCCCAGGCUGAACGCCUCGUGCAACCCUAUCCUCAGACCCGGCUCCAUCUCGAACCUUCGAAGAUCCUGAAACAUAACUUCCAGUGCUCGCAUCUCACACACAACGCAAUUGCGGCUCCUUGGCCAGCGGCUCCUCGGCCACUUGCUCCAGUGCAACGAUCCUUCGGCGCCGACAGCGGCGGACAAACAAAGACGAGGGGGGACUGUGCCUGCGCGCUACUGCAUACGCCCUUGCCCUCGUAGUCCACACCACCAGUCCAAAGGCAUUUCGGACGAACGACGAAGCGCGAAAGGACUUGACCGCCCAAUUGGCGCGGCGCCUGGAGCCAAAGCCGGUUAAGCAACAUAUCGACUUCUCAAAAAAACCUAUUCGCUCUCUCCAUCUCGAAUCCGCGGGCUUCCGUCGUCUGCCACAUAGCCUGAGUCUGGAAUCCAACUCCUCUCGCCUGGCCUAGGUACUGCGCAUAGUGUGGAGACCAUGAUCUCUUUACGUUUGCCGCUACUGCUGCAUACCUAGACCGCCCCCGAGCGAUUUCGUAGGGAGCAGUUUUAUAUUUCUGAGACUGAAAGACAAACUAGCGGCUACCGCCAUGGACAUGUUCUCCAUGUUCACGGCGGAUGCUGCGGCGAAGCAUGGCCACGAAUUUUCCAGGACAUCGACUGCACCUGCAGCAAGAGUAGGAGGAGGUGGUGGUGCUGUUAGUGCUCAUGUUCAGCAGACUCUUGCCCAACGGCGCUUGCCUCUCCCACGCUCACCUCUGUCCGUCCUUCCCAGGGCUAGGUCGCCAAACACGAUGCCUCCCCGGCAACGAGCACGGCCGCAGAGCAUGAAGGUUACCAUGGCGGAAUUGAAGGAAGAUCCCGAAGAAGAGAAGGCAGACGAGGAGGAACAACUCCGUAUGAUUGAGGCCAAAAUACGAUCGUUCACUAUACCUGGUGCUUUCCACGACUCACCACCUAGCUCGAGUCCUCUGUCUUCUGAGGAUACCACACCGCGACCGGCACCAGCUCACUUGCCUUCGCCGUCACCUUCGCCUUCACCUAGCAUACCUGUCGCUACCACGAGGUCAGAGUCGGCCUCGGUCUCCGCGAGCGAAACUACCGACACAAGCCGAGUACGACGCAGUUCCAACAAGCCAAAGGUUUUCUACCGCCUAGGACGCCCCGUCAACGCCGAUCGAAAAUAUUAUCUUCGCCCCAAAUGCUUGCUCCAAGUUCAAGAACCGGGCCCAAAAUUCCACAGACCUGUUUACGACGUCGUUCCCGGCUCCCGUUUCAACCCGCGUACUAAGAUCGGACAGAAGCUUCGGAGGUUACGUAGGAAUAAAGACGGCACUGGUGCGGACGAUCUUGUCGUCGUCAAAUCUGAGCACAGCGAGGGAAAGCAUGAGAACGAGAACUCUGAAGAGGAAGACGAUCACGAGCACGAAACGCUCAACGGCCAGGAAGUGCUGGGCACUAUCCAACCUGCAGAAGAUGGACCAAGCGCGUACAUAACGCUGGGCGAAACAGUCUGGAAAGCUACUUUGGAUGGGCGAGGAGCAAGCUAUACUCUCGAGAAUGCUAGCAAUGCGGCCGAACGAGUACGGUGGUACGUGCCCAAGUCGAAAAGAGCAGCGGUCCAGAAUGGAGGGGCUCGAGAGUUAAGCUUUGCAACGCUACUACCCGGAAGCAAGAGGCAUCCCAUUGUUGCAAACAUGUCUGAAGGUCAUCUCGAGUUUUACGAGGAAUUCUGCUCCCCCCUUGCCCCCGAAAAGACAAUUCGUACGGACGACGCGCUGCGCAAGUUGAUCAUCGUUUCCGGCUUGUGGGUGUACUUCUGCGAAGGUUGGUCCAAGCACUACGACUUCAGCUCUGUCGUUGCAACCUCCGCCAAGCCUGUGCCAGCAAGGAGUGUUUCAAUGCGAUCGACGAAUACUGGACUCCGCGGAUUGCUCCGAUCACCGACGCGAUCGCGUUCGAGGUCCCCCGCUCGUUCCAUAGGUUGCGACAACCUCUCUGCGAGUUCAGACGCCCGCUCACGGGAAGGUUCCCACGAUUCGAUGACAACCACCAUCUCACCCAUAAGCACCAUGACGCGACACUGCUUCCCCCCUUCGUCUUCGCAAAAUCCAUCUCGUGCACCUAGCCCUGAGCCUUCCGCGAGGGGCAGACGGCGAUGGUCAUGGACGCAUCACCUCCGACGAAUCAGCCACAAUACUCGCACGGCAACGGAUCCACCAGAGCAACGGUCACGAGACGACACUGUUGUAACAGCAGGCCUUCUGCAUGUUGAGCGCUUGCCCACACCCAUCGAUACUAAGCAGCAUCCUCUCCAACAGGCUUUUGUCCGACCUACACCAAAUUCCACAAAAAUCAACGUCCACGGAAGCGAAACUCCCGUGCUGAACACCGAUCGUUCGGCGGCUGAACCCUUGAUCGAAACACGAUUCCCUUCUCAUCUGGACGGCACAAAGUCAUCGGUCGUCACGGAAAUUUCAGAGCAUCGCUUCGGGCUGGGCAGUCUGGCUCGACCCAAGAAUAUAGACACGCACAAAGGGACAGAGUCACCGACCAGCAGUGACGAGGACCCAGGCGUUGGAUCACCGUGGUGGCAGCAGUACGAUCGCAUGGUGUUCAAGCAGAAUCCUCCUGCCAUACCUCAACCCUAGGCUCUCCAUUCCGCGCAUAUCUGUACAUAGUCACAUGCCACACUGUAAGAAACUCGAAUUUAGACACGUUGGUUUUUUUUUGCCGCAUGCUGUACUUAGUUAUGAAAUCUGAUGACAGUGGCCGCCAUCAA
Molecule: messenger RNA, 2826 nt
Organism: Verruconis gallopava
Lineage: Eukaryota; Fungi; Ascomycota; Dothideomycetes; Venturiales; Sympoventuriaceae
Exons: 1
Coding region: 635-2695 (686 amino acids)
Source: RefSeq, a predicted model, not a curated record